This is a messenger RNA of Vespa mandarinia (Asian giant hornet), 881 nucleotides long. RefSeq names its product L-xylulose reductase. Lineage: Eukaryota; Metazoa; Arthropoda; Insecta; Hymenoptera; Vespidae. Gene Ontology annotation, biological process: xylulose metabolic process; glucose metabolic process. The record is from RefSeq and is a predicted model, not a curated record. Gene Ontology annotation, molecular function: L-xylulose reductase (NADPH) activity; carbonyl reductase (NADPH) activity.
AAAACUGAUACGUACAUACAUCGAGCGAAUUCACUAUCAUAUAUUUCUUGAUUAAACAGUACGCCAUAUUAGCUCCGUUAAAACGAUCACAAUGGAUAUUAAUUUCCAAGGCAAGCGUAUUCUCGUCACGGGUGCUGGACAAGGAAUUGGUAAAGAUCUAGCACUUCGUCUAUCCAAAUAUAAAGGGAAAGUAAUAGCUCUUAGUAAAACGAGCGAACAUUUGAAUAAAUUAAUUGCCGAGGAUCCAGAGAUCAUACCAGUAUGCGUUGAUCUUAGAAAUUGGAAAGCAACGAGACAAGCUAUUGAAAAUGUUUUACCGAUUGAUCUAUUGGUGAACAAUGCUGGUAUAGGUCAUCUCUCUCCUUUCUUGGAUGCAACACCGGAGGAUUUUGAUUUAGUAUUUGAUGUUAAUGUUAAAGCGAUUAUGAACGUAUCUCAAGUGGUCGCUAAAAACAUGAUUGAAAGAAAUGUUGCUGGCAGUAUUGUCAACAUGUCUUCUCAAGCUAGUCAAGCUGCCUUGAAGGAUCAUACUAUUUAUUGUUCUUCCAAAGGAGCCGUCGAUAUGUUGACAAAAAUGAUGGCUCUCGAACUUGGCCCACAUCAAAUUCGCGUAAACGCUGUAAAUCCUACGGUCGUCCUCACGGAAAUGGGAAAAUUAGGAUGGAGCGACAAAGACAAAGCUUCAAAUAUGAUCAGCAAAAUUCCAUUGGGUCGAUUCGCAGAGAUCGACGAAGUCACAGAUGCGGUAGUAUAUUUAUUAAGUGAACGCAGUUCAAUGAUAAACGGAAUAAUCUUACCCGUGGACGGUGGAUUUUUAGCAACAUAAAUUGCUCUAUUUGAAUUAUGGAACAUUAUAAAACACUACGCAUUUUACUCUUUUC